Messenger RNA from Candidula unifasciata, 756 nucleotides. The record is from the annotation of a GenBank genome assembly. Lineage: Eukaryota; Metazoa; Mollusca; Gastropoda; Stylommatophora; Geomitridae.
AUGACAAGUUUUGGUUGGAAAAGGAAAGUUGGGGAAAAGUUACGCAAGACUACAGCCGUCACCUUUAGUUCUGAUGCUACAGAUGCCGUAGAUGAGGAGAGCAAUGAAGUUGAUUGGCUGACUCUAGCUCCUAAAAGAAAGUUUAUAUCGCUAGAAGAUAGUCUGUCCAAGAGCGAACGCCUGAAAGCCGAAGGGGCAGUUCUGGCAGAGUCCGAGCGGUAUUGGGAGGCUAUAAAGAAAUGGGAUGAAGCCAUGCAACUGACCCCACUCAACGAGAAGAUCUUGGAAAUGAAAGCCCAGGCUCUGAUGGCUGUCGGAGAAGUGUUUCCUGCUCUACAGGCAGCGGAGAGGGUCGUGGCGUUGACGCCUACAUGGUGGGUUGGUCACCAGACAUUGGGACGAGCACUGGCUAAUAUUGGUGAGGUCAAACUGGCUUUGAAAAGUUUUGCAAGAGCCGUCCACCUCAAUCCAGUCAACGAGGAGCUCUGGCUGGAGGAUCUGAUGUGGACCAAGUCUCUGCUGGAGAGGAAGAAGCUAGCAGCAUCAGCUGUUGAAGAGCAGCUGCCACAUGGCAGGCUGGUGGUCACAGAGUUAACAGAUGAAGGUAUUUCAGCUAGUGGUGGUCAGGAAAAGGAGAACUCUUUAGUUGUGUAUUCUAAGACAGAGAGCAGCACAGAUGCAGGCUCUCAUUCAGAAAGAAAUGAGCACCUUAGAGUGGUGCCCACAAAUUAUGUUCAGAUGAGGGAUGCAACCUGA